AUGGCUAUGUCCGGAAACAAUCCAGAUGGUAACUGUCCUCCGCCCUCCGGUGAGCUCGGUCACAUGAAAUGCCCUGGUGCAUUGGCCUCUAAGGAAGAACCGUCAGGGGUACUAGGAAUAAGGAUAGAUACCCGGGUUCCUCCUUCUUCAUCCAUCUUCUGGGUGAUUAAAUGUGAAGGUUCCAACCCUAGUGAUAGAUUGCAUGCAAAAGCUUAUUUGAUUGAAAUUAAUGGUUUUGAAUUUGCUUUCUUGCUUCACUUGAUGUUGAAAGUGUUGGUAUUGUCGAACGAGCUGAGCAAAGCUUUACAGAGGAAAGAGCAAGAUAUUGUUAAUGCCAUGGUAUUUCUUGACCUUACAAAGGAAAGGCUUCAAAAAUUGAGAGAGGAAGGAUGGAAAGAAUUCAUGGAUGAAGCUAAGCUUUUUUAUGCGGUAAUUGAUUUGCAGCUUCAGGAGCUUAACAAACGUUUUGAUGUUGUGAGUGGCGACUUGCUUCUUGGUAUGGCUAGCUUGAAUCCGGCUAAUUCAUUUGCUAAUUUUGAUAAGGAAAGAAUAAUGACAUUGGCCAAGCAUUAUCCAAAUGAGUUUGGUGGAUUGAAGCUUCGAGAUCUCAAUUAUCAACUUGACACUUUCAUAAUGCACAUGCGACGUGGUGACUCUAGGUUCUCUGAUUUAAAAGGAAUUAGUGAUUUGACAAAAGCGAUGGUUGAUGCAAAUCUUGUGGAGACUUAUUCACUUGUUUAUUUACUUAUGAAGUUGACUCUGAUUUUACCUGUCGCGACUGCAAUGUUGAAAGAGCAUUCUCAUCCAUGA
Messenger RNA from Lycium ferocissimum, 810 nucleotides. RefSeq lists its product as uncharacterized. Lineage: Eukaryota; Viridiplantae; Streptophyta; Magnoliopsida; Solanales; Solanaceae. The record is from RefSeq and is a predicted model, not a curated record. The transcript is spliced from 3 exons. Bases 1 to 810 code for a protein of 269 amino acids.